GCGGGGCUAACGGGAGCGCACGUGGUGCCCGGCGGCGCGCCGACUCGCGGAAAGCCCUAUAAACGGCCGCACCGUCGGGAGGAUAUGGUCUAUAUGGGGUCCCGUGAACUCUGGAGGGAGAUGCCCUGACGUAGGGAGGCACAACGUCCCUCACGGAGGUCCCGUGUCCCUUGUGGGGGUGACCUGCCAAGUGAGGCUGCAGUCCCAAGCCCACCUGCCCCACUCAGGGGUCUCUCUGGGAUUCCCCUUCUUCCCCCAUUUCUGAGACUUUGCAGGACAUCUUCUUUCCCGUCACACCAUUCUAAUUAGAACCCUUCCAGGAUUUCCUUUCCUCUCCCAGAUUUAGACCCUUGUUAAGAUUUCCCCCACCUUGAUUUAGAAACUUUUCAAGACUUUUUUUCCUCCUAAUUUAGACCCACUUUAGCCUUGCCCUCCCUCCCCCACACCCCCCUUUCCGUUUCCAGCACUACCACAGUGUUCCCGAGCACUCUCCAGCCCUCAGAACUCCCACAUUACCCCACUUUAGACUGCCACCUAGCCCCCCCUCCCCAAACCAACACACUCCUAAUAACCCCCCCCAGUCCUGCACCUCUCAUUUAUCCCAUCACCGUGCUUUUUGUGCCCAGGGGCAGGAGGAUACAAUGAGCGUUCCGGCAGUGCUGAUUUCCCUUUGAUACCCGAUGCCUUCUUGCAAGGAGCGUGGCCCCACGGAGAGCCCUUUUGCUCUGCGCAGUCCAUAGCACAGAGUCAACCAGCCUGGUGAGGAGCCGUGCCAGCAUCCCAGUGGGUGGCAGUGGGAGCAGCCGCCGUGUUCCACCCCACUGAGGGCAGAGGGACAAAUCCCACCUCCACUCCUGCCUCGUCCCUCCCUCGGCCGCAGGAAGGCGGGUGCAUGGAGGAUGGCUUUUCCAGGCUGUGCAAGAGAGAGCCACACAUUGAAGCUGAGCGCUACCACUGCUGCGGGUGCUGCAACUGGGACAACACAACCAGGAGCUGCAGUUCUGCAGUUUGGGAUUCCCUCCAGGGCAGUGACCUCAGGGGUGGCUGCUGGUGAGGUCCAGUCCCAGCUGUGAGAGGGGCAGUGAGGAUGGAGCCGGGCUCAUGCACCCCGGAGCUGUGCUAUCCAAAGAAUGGCAGCACCCAACUCAACGCCACGUCCGAUAGUACCAGCGACCUCCUGGCCACCUCCUUCCUGGGCUGCAUCCUGGGCACCAUGUGCGUGGUGGGCACGGCGGGGAACAUCUACACGCUGGUGGUCACCACUGUCUCCAUGAGGCGCAGCGGCUCCAUGUACGUUUACAUCAUCAACUUGGCCCUGGCUGACCUCCUCUACCUGUCCACCAUCCCCUUUGUGGUGUGCACCUACUUCGUGCGGGAUUGGUACUUUGGAGACCUGGGCUGCAGGAUCCUCUUCAGCCUCGACCUCCUCACCAUGCACGCCAGCAUCUUCAUCCUGACCAUCAUGAGCACUGAGCGCUACCUGGCCGUUGCUCACCCUCUGGCCACGCUGCGUGGAUCGAGGGACCGUCGGCGGGCGCUCACCUUCCUGGCAUGGCUGGUGGCCUUCCUCCUUGCCCUGCCCAGCAUGAUCCUCAUCGACCUGCGCACCAGCCACCACCAUGGGGUGACCAAGCGUAUGUGCCAUCCCACGUGGCGGAUGGGGCCUUACAAGGUGUACCUCACUGUCCUCUUCAACACCUGCAUCCUCGCCCCAGGCGUCACCAUCUGCUGUGUGUACGCCAAGCUGGCCAGGACCUACUGGAGGUCCCAGAGGGCUCUUGUUGCUCACGCCAAGCACACCAGCCACUGUCCCAAGCAGAAGGUGCUAUACAUGAUCUUCAGCAUCGUGCUCGCCUACUGGGCUUGCUUUGUGCCCUUCUGGCUGUGGCAGCUCUUCAGCCUCUACUGGCACGAGCGUGGGGAGCGGGGCAGCUCCACUGUCGUCCCCAUCAACUUCCUGGUGACCUGCUUGGCCUACAGCAACAGCUGUGUCAACCCCUUCCUCUACACACUGCUCUCCAAGAACUACAGUGAGUACCUGCGGAGACACCACCGGGCUGCCCAGCGGGGCUCCUCUGCACAGCCACCAGCCCCCGUCCCACAUCUGGGGGGCUCUGGAGAGGAUGACUGUGGUCUGUGAGAGGUGGGUGCCCAUGGGGCAGGUGGCAGAGAUGCAGAUGCUUUUUUCUCUGUUGUGAUUCAGUGGCUCAGUCUUUUUGCUGAGGGCUGUGGCACGUCAUUGCUACCCGGGUGAGGUUGGUAAGAUACCGGUUAUAGCAAUAAAGGAUAAAAGUGGGGUGGCUCUGAUCACUGAACUCACUCUGAGCCUUUUGAUAAACGUGCUUCUUGUCGUUACGUUUCUACCAGUAGCUCUACCGAAAAUAAUCUAUCACUAGAUUUGUUAGAGGAACCAUUUUGCUGGAGGAAACUGGAGCCCUGGGCCCCCUCCCACAUCAGGUGCUCUGGAAGCACUGUUCCCAGUUGGUUCAGGCAGACCUUCAGAUGAGCCCACGCUCCCUGCACAAGGGGACAGUAUCUCUGUUCCCCACGGGUUCCCCAGGAGGGGUUAAAUCUCCCCUUUGAAAUCCAAUAGAGCAAAGGCGUAAGGAGCCCUAGGCAUGGGGGACUCUGAGCAGUGUCCCCAGGUCAGUCCCAUCUGUCUGGACUCAUUUAGUCAGCAUCCAAUUAACAUUCCACUCCAAAGUCUCCCAGACCAAAUACUUGCCCAGAACAAUUCAAUGUCUGUAGCUUUCUUGGAUCAAGGUUAGCUCCGUAGAAGAGACCAGGUUAAGUUCAUGUUGCUUUCUUAUUCUCUUCUCACCACCACAUCCAGGUUUCUCUUGCAGAUCUUGUUCUAGAACCCAACCAAAUACUAAGAGUGAUGCCAGGGUCCCCUGGGUCCUCCAGGAACGUCUCCCUCCAUCCCCUCUCUGUACCAGAACCACCACAGCUCAGCCAUACGGUUUCCAGGCACAGCCCAACCCCCGGUCAGUUUGCCAGCUGCUUCUGAAUCUGGGACAGAGCUCCACAGACUUGGCAGGGCACUGCAGCAGCUGUCUGCAAAGCCACACUUACCCUCCCUUUAAACACUCCUCUUCUGUGGUCCAUAAAAGCCAGGUUGUGGUGGAAGGAAAAAAGAAGUCAUUCUUAACCUGUUGAUGUCUCAGCCCCCCUUCUGUCAUCUCACAGCCAGCCCUAAAGGCUCCAGGCAGAUUUUCUUUCAUUUCAUGUCAAGUAGAGCACAGGUCCCAGGUUAAGGGGCUCCUGCUCUUAAAGGGGGGAUCGAAUCCAUGAAAUAAUGCUCCAGCCAAGGCUGGAAGGGGAUCCACAGGACACGUGGGCAUUGUUUGCAUUAUUCACUCAGCCACUAACUGCAAGAUUGCAGACAGGGGUUAUACAUUUAGGCUUGAUGUUAUUUCAAGUCAGCCAAAUCAGGAAGAGAGGCAUUAUCCCUUCCUGCCCCACCGCACCUAAAGGGAUUUUGUCUGUAAGUGUUCGUUGGCAAAGCUGUAGGAUUUUAGCAUUACCCUAAGUCACAUGUGAAAAAAAAUGCCUGAAAAAGUAAAUGAUGGGGAGGGUUUAUAGCUAGGAAUCAAACUGCAAACCACCAACAGAAAAUAUAAAGAGGUUUGUCAGCAGAAAGCAUUCAUAAAUUAAAAUACAUUCUGCUGUACCUUGGUCAAGUAUCUCUUAGUGUACAGCAGGGGCUGCAUUCCCCCAGGCAGGCGGAGAGCCGAGGACACGGGAGCAUCAUCAUAAAUCAGAACACAAAUUGCCACUCCUAGACCAGCACUCCUCACAGACUGUUUUUGUACAUCCUGCAGAAGGAGGCAGAGACUGGAAAAUUUAACCUGAGGAAUUUAAUCGACCUGCCAAGCUUCUGCAAAAGAGUGAAUUACUUAAGUUCUGUAACAUUUCUUAAGAGAAAUUGUGAUUUGUUAAUCAGUUUCCCAAAAGCUCAUGUAGUGCAAGAGUCCUACAGCAGCCCCUCUACAACCACUAGGUUAGUCUGGAGAAUCCAGUCUGAUGGUGUGUUGGCCAUGCUGUGAAGUUGCUCAAAGAAUAUAUAUUUUUAAUAUGAAGAAAAGCAGAAUCUACACAGAUGAAGGAAACCCCAGCUUUCAGCUUUGGGAGGGAAGGCUGUGCUGCAGCACUGAAUCAUGAGAGCUGACUGCCAGCACUGUCUGAGUGCAGGCUCAUACCACUGUUUCUCCACUCACAGAGGUAUAGGAAAGCAUAGAUUCAUCAGCAUUAAUGAAUCUUUCCCCAGCUCUCAUAAAGAGGAGAUCUUUUUUCCCCUUGAAAGCUGAGAUUUUGGAAAAGUAACAGAAGAGGAGAAAUGGCUGAAGGCUGGUAAACAGUCAGAGAAGGAAUAAAAUGAAUGCACUCUGUCGAAAAGAAGUUUCAGCUGAGCCAUCUAUGUAAGACUGUGAAAUCAGCUGCAUUCUCACAGCUUGUCCACUGAGCCACCCCAGCUUCCCACUGCAGGUACCUGUACUCAGCACAAGGUGAGGCAGUUCUGUCAGACAACGCUGAUGCUCACUAGUCACAAGUCUGGUCACUGCUAACAGCAGCAAAGCCUCAUCGCACUGCACUCCAGGUCUGUAAAACAAACAGGAUUAUUUAUUAACCCUACAGAAUAUUUUGUAUUGCUACAGGCUUUUUUGUUGUUGCCUCCUUUAACACCGUGACUCUGUCCUCCACCCCAUCU
This is a messenger RNA of Phasianus colchicus (ring-necked pheasant), 4711 nucleotides long. NCBI's taxonomy places the organism in Eukaryota, Metazoa, Chordata, Aves, Galliformes, Phasianidae. The record is from RefSeq and is a predicted model, not a curated record.